Vanessa tameamea is the source of this 7046-nucleotide messenger RNA. RefSeq lists its product as uncharacterized. Gene Ontology annotation, biological process: autophagosome maturation. The coding region runs from base 143 to 6643 and encodes 2166 amino acids. The record is from RefSeq and is a predicted model, not a curated record. The transcript has 39 exons. Gene Ontology annotation, cellular component: cytoplasm. NCBI's taxonomy places the organism in Eukaryota, Metazoa, Arthropoda, Insecta, Lepidoptera, Nymphalidae.
UUAAUGCUUAUUUAUUGACUUGUUUAUGUCAAAUAAUACAGCUGAUCGUCAAAUCAAAAUAUACAAGACGUAAAAAAUGAUAAAAACAACUGUAAUAUUGUUAUUCUCACAUUUCUAGCUACAUUUAUAAAUCUCUAUCACAAUGGCUACGAUGGUUAAAGAAAAAUCAAAAGACAAAAGGAAAAGUAAAGAUAAACACAGAUUAAAAAAAGUUUUAUUACCAGAAGUGCAGAUAGAAGAGCAGGAGCAAUCUAUAUCCAAUGAAACUAUACCAAAUGAAAUCUUACCAGAAACACAAACUGUUACAGAAAUAACAAAUUUUAUAGAUAAAUCUAAUAUAAUUGAAGAAAAUAAAAAAGUAGAAGUAGAGCAACCUUUAAAUGUAACUGCCAUAUCCACUACUGAUGUAAAUAAGGAUGUUGAAUCUAUGGAAAAUAUUUCCAUCAGGGAAAUAGAAAAAGCCAAGGAAAUUGUGUUACCUUCAGCUCCUUUACUUGAAGAAAAUGUAUCUAUACAGACUUCCUACCUACAAACUGAAAAACUUCAGGAAAAUACGAAGAAAAAGGUCACAUGCUUGCCAUUAGAUGAAGCAAUAAGACUGUUUGGUGGAAAGGAGUUAGCUGAAGUUAGAUCAAUUAGUGAAAAAGAGGAAGCUAUUGUCGAAGCUGGCCCUCGAAGUAAACCUGAUCAUCCCUUAAUAGACCUGCUGUCUACUUUUAGAACUUCGUUGAUUGCUGUCGAUCGUGAACGCAAUCGCUUAAGCUGUAAAUAUGUCGAAGAGGAAAAAAGUAGAGCCACUCUUUGGAAAGUGGAAAAACAAACAUUAAAUUUAUCGGAAAAGUGUGCUUGUGGGACAAGUGUAAACUUGAAAGCUAACUUUGAUAUUGCUAAGCUGGACAGGGAAAGGUUAUCAGCAGCUCGCUUACGAUUAGAGGCUCUAUUGCAAGAUGUGCAGGAUUCAUAUUGCUAUCACCAACAUACAGCAUUGCAAACGCAUUGUGAUAUAGAUGAGGUGAUAAACGAAACGAUACAGAAACCAAAUGAAUAUAUUCGUGAGGCCUUGUUAUUGCUGUUCGAGGCUCUGCGAUUUAGUGACGCAGCGCCCGUCGCGUACGCUCAAGCGCUACAGCGCUGGGUCAGCGUGCUGUCUUCUGUUUUAUUAGAAGAGGAUAAUUUAAGUCACCUACUCUUUGUUCUACAUAAUCUAUUCAGACAGACGAGGUCAGUCCAGUGGGCGGGGCACGUGCUCAGCGUGCGCGUGCCGGACAUGCGCUCGGCGGCGCGCCUGCUGGGGGUGCUCGAGCUGCUGCUGACUCGGCCCUUGCUCGAGUCGGCGCACGAGUGCACGGAGGACAGUGAAGCGUGGGAGGAGCUUGACGAUAGUGGUGAGGCGUGCGCGGUGGGGGAGGGGCGGCUGCGCGAGCGGGACUUGCUGGCUCUGUUGCGGGCGCUGCCUCUGAGGGACUUACUCGGGCGCCUUGCUUUGUUCGGGAGACAGGAUAUGAGCGAGCAAAGUGAGCAGCGGUGGGGCGACCCGUCCGGCGGGCACGGCGUGCUGAAGGCGAGCUGCGGCGUGCGCGCGGCGCUGCACGUGUGCGUGCGCGCGCGCCGCUCGCACGCCGGCUACGCGCGCCUGCAGGCCCGCCUGCGCGCGCUGGCCGCCGCCGCGCUGCACGCGCUCGCCGCGCUGCACGCGCACUCUCGAUCGUCGUACGUCGUCGAUCUAGCAGAGAAAAUACCAGCGGAGCUGGAGGCUUGCUUCGCUGCAGGCCUCACUCUCCUGGGAGAGGAGGCGCACCAGCUGCCGGCUACGCUGUUGAGUGACGACGUCGUGGAAGAGUACUGCAACACGCUUAUUGGUGGCUUGCACGAUAAAUCGGUGCACAUCGCGUCGCUUUCGGUACAAGUAGAAGCGCAGUCGUGCGGUUUGCGCACGCGCAUCGUCGCGCAGGCCGCUCUGUCCCGCCCGCAGGACCAAGAUCUAGCUAAGACCGUGCUAGAUUUUUUGUUUCAGACGGGAAUUCAUCGCAAACCAACUUGUAAGGGUCUCUGUGACGUCACCGCGCGAGAACUCCUACCCAAAUUACUUGCAGUUCAUCCUCGCGUUCACACCCUCGCCUUCCACAUACUGGCUGACUACAACCAGGUGGAAGCGGACAGUUCACUGUUGGAGCCGCUUUCUCUUAAACAUUGGCGCCCAACAUCGGCCGAGAUGGUCGGCGUGCUGGACGACUGGGCGAUCAGAUGUCCUCAGCUGUUGCAGCACCUGUUGCUGAACUUGGACUACACGCCGCAUACCGGGGUCGCCCUGGACAGCCAGCUGUCCGCGGGCUCGUGGGUGUGCGAGUGGGCGGUGCGGCGCGGGGCGGCGCCCGAGUGGGCGUGGCGGGCGCUGCGGGCGCUGCGCGUGCACCGCUCGCUGUGGCGGCGGCCGGGCUGCGCGCCGCCGCCGCCCGCCCCGCCCGCCGCCGCGCCUCCCAGCGCGCUGCACGCAGCGUGGGCGCUGCUGGCCGGCGACUGGGGACACUCGGUGCCGCUGGCGUGUGGCCCUGGCGCGGAAGCUCUGCUCCAGCUGGCUCAGACUCGUCCGCUGGAUGCGCUGCACUGUGCGGGAUUCAUCAUGAGGGUGAUGGCGCAAUCGCCGGAGUCCAUUUCCUUUACGCCAAAAUUCACAGAAAUAUUUGCAACGAUCCUGAACUUCGGGCCGUCGCUGGUGCAGCGCGCGUUGGGCCAGCGCGCCGACAGCGGCGCCGAUUUGCUGCAGAAGCUCGUGCUGGACCAGCUUCAAGAUCCAGAAACAGACGAGGCGGAGCGCAGCGCGCUGCUGCGCGCGUGGCUGCACGCGCUGUGGGCGCCGGCGCUGGCGCCGCGCGCGCGCGCGCUGCUGGACCGCGCGCUGCGCCGCUCGCGCGCCUGGCGCACGCUGGACGCGCACGUCGCCGCCUUGCUGCAGGAAGAGUCGGGCCAGGAGUACGUGGGCGACGCCGUGCGGCACGCGGGCGCGGCGCCGCUGCUGUGCGAGUGCGCGCUGCGCCACGCCCACGCGCGCGAGCUGGCCACGCACAUGUACGCGCGCCUGCUGGAGCAGCUCGCCUGCCAGCAGGCCGCCGCGCAGAAGAUACACGUCGAUAACGCUCUGAAGCAAAUCGGCUCCUCCCUGUGUGACGACGAGCUCUCGAUUCACCGCUGCGCAUGCGCAGUGCUGUCGGUGCCCAUGCAACAUCCCGGUCACGUGCUCCUGUGGCGUCUACUGCUGCACAUGUGGCUGCACCGAAGGUCCGAAUCCGCACCACCUGUUGGACCACUUUUCUUCAGUGGCAUAGUCAAAUCACGCACCCUCGCACAACUGAAGAAACGCCUUCAAGAAACAGCAGCAUAUCAUCGUAACCAGGUUGAUAUUCUCAAGACCGGCGAUAGUGCAACCUCUAGUGCUGCAGCACCAACCAAAGUUAGAAAGAGUACCCCCCCUCUAGAUAAUGAUCUAUUUCAAACGUUAUCUGUAGUAACCGAUUUAAUUGGAGAAUCGGAAUCGGAGCAGGAUUUGACUGUGUCAGAAGGCGAUAGCAAUACUGAGACUAAAAGUGAGAGUGAGACAAAAGGAUAUGAUUUAUUAAACCUUAUCUGUUACCACACUGCGGCCGAGAAGAUGGUUCGUGAAUACUUGAUGUGGAUCGAGGAGGGAGAAAACGUGCGUGCGUAUCCACAUCACGCGAACAUAGCAAGAUAUAUUUCGGAACAGGCUCUCGACGCGGCGUGGAGCGCCUCGCUCGACGACGCCCCGCCCCCCGCAGCGCCCGCGGCCCCCGCGCGCCCCGCGCCGCCCCGCCCGCCGACGCACUUCGAGCGCGCCGUGGCCGCCGUCAUGAGCAUCGAGGACGGUUCGCAAAAAAGAUGCAACAUGCACACUUCACACAUAUCCAUCAGCGAUUCGGUCUUGAAGGAUCCAUUCUUAAUGAUUGAAAUGGUAGAAAAAUAUAUAGAAGAAUUGAAAAAACUUACCGAACAAUGGCAGUCGGACUGCUUCCGCGUGGCGCUACUGGACAGCCAGCUAUGGGAUCUGGUGGAGGGCCUGCGCGUGCGCCGCCCUCUGCCCCCCGUGCGAGCUGCCUGUCCCCAAGACUGCAAGCCCCUUGUCGUACACAUCCCUGAAGACGAAUGGUGUAUAUCUUCUGGAGCGGAACAAGCUAUACACGAGAACAGACGCAGCGCGCGCGCAGCCCUGCGGCGCCUGUCGCGCCCGCGCACGCACGCCGCGCGCGUCGCCUCCCUCCUGCACUCCGUGGGCAGACGCAUGCGGAGCGCGCAGACGGGCGCGCGCGCGGCGCAGCUGGCGUGGGGCGCGGCGCCGCGCGCGGAGCCCUACCCGCCCGCGCGGGACGCGCUCGCGGCGCUCGUGGCGGCCGUCGCGCAGCGGUGGCUCAACCACGACAGCGUGCUCACGUCCAAGUUGCUCGCUCGUUGGAGCACCGGCAGCGGUUUGCAGCAGCAGCUGUGCGGGGUCCUGGUGACGCCGGCGCGUAUGCCGGCCAACCAUUGGCCGCGACUCUACGGCACGGUGCUGACGCUGCCUCUGCCCUCCCACGCCAUCUUCAGCUACUUAUCCAAGUUCGACAUAACCCACUGGGCGGAUGUCACCGACACGUCUUCGAGAAACGAAGUUCUUGAAUCAAUCGUCAAAGCUGCUACGCGGAUAGGCCCGGAGCCCAAACAGCAGGACUUGGUUUUGGUUGAAAUUCUAGGCGUCCACUCCGCGGCGCUGGUGCGCGAGCGCGAGCUGUGCGAGCACGUGCUGCGCUGCGCGCGCGCGUGCGCCGCGGGCGCGCUGCCGCCGCCCUACUGCGCGCACCUGCCCGCGCUGGCCAGCCGCGCACGCGAGCUGCACCUGCAACGGGUGCGACUCAUGCGAACGAUAGGAGGACUCCUUCACGAUCUUGGCCUAAUUUGGUGGGAAGCUCACUCGUCGACCCGAAAUAAUAGUUCACUCUACGCUGAGUACGCUCCCCACUUCGCAAAUACGUUGUACUCUCUGUUGAAAGAAUUCGUCGCCGCAGCUGUCAGAUAUACUUAUACGCCGGAAAGGGUGGCGUACUGUUCGUGGCCGGCGCUGCAGACAUCGUGGUGUCCUUGGGUGGCGCCACAAAGCUCGCUUUCACAAAUCGACCACCAGGGCGACGUGCUCGAGCGCUUCGUCGAAACCAUACGCAUGGUAAUGGACGACUGUCCAGGGAGCGCGGACGCCAUGUUGCGAUAUACGUGGGAGUGGGCGGCGCAGUGCGCCCUGAGCGAGCCGCGGGCGAGCUGCGCGCUGUUGGCGCAGCUCGCCCUCCUGCCGUGGCAAACGCCGUGGCUGCGAGCCGACUGCGUGCCGUUGGCGUUGCAGUUAUGUGGUAUCGCGGAUGAUGAGGCGAGGCGCUGGUUCGGUCAGUUCGUGCGGCACGCGAGCGCGGAGUGCUGGCUGCGGGGCGCGGCGGACGAGCAGGUGUCCCCGGCGCUGGCGGCGCUGCUGGCGCUGUUCACGGCCACGCGCCCGCUCGUGCCGUCCGAGACACUCGAGGGGGCAUAUCAGUUGCCAUGGCAUAGAUUACCCUUGCCGGCGCUAGAUGCCGCUCUCGAGAGGUACUUCGCCGACCACCACAAUCCCGGCCUACCCUACCACGAGCUACCGCACUUCAGGGUGCUGCUGUGCGCGGCGCAGCUGGUGCGCGGCGCGGCGGGCGCGGGGGGCGCGGCGCGCGCGCAGUGCGUGUCGCAGUGGGCGCGCGCCCUCUCCUCGCCCGCCCUCCGCGCGCACGUCGCCGCAAACACCCGCUGCUUACUCGAUGUACUCACCGACCUCGCGCCGUCCGUGGAGGAGGCCGAGCUGACGGAGCUGCUGUCGCGCGCUCUCGUCGUGCUGUGCGUGCAGCCCGCAGACGCGAUCGCUUUGCCGGUGUGGGAGCAGUGGGCGUGUGCGUGCGACGCGCACGUGCGCCGUGCGUGCGCAAGCGCAGUGGGCUCCCUCACGGCCAUCGACAGCUUCGCGACGCUCGGAGACACACUCGUCAAGGCUAUUAUGAGCGAGAAAGAGCCGGCGGAUUGGGCGGCGGUGUGGUCGCGCUGGGCGGCGCGCUGCGCGUGGGGCGCGGCGGCGCUGCUGGCGCGCGCGCGCCCGCACGCCGCGUACGUCGCGCUGUUCACGCGCGCGCACCCGCCCGACGAGCUGCGGGACGUUCUGCGGACUCUGCUCGCUGCCGACAUUGACUUUGUUCAGAACGAGGUGAUCAUAUCCGUCUGGAUAUGCGUGGCGAGCCGCGUCAGCUGCGGCGCGGCGAAGGGCGACGAGUGCGCGGGGGCGGCGCGCGCGCUGCUCACGGGCUGGGCCGAGCGGCGCCGGACGCUGCUGCAGCUGGUUACGCUGCAUCCCGCGGGGAACUGUCCCACAGCGCAACAGCAGCUGCUGUGUCGGCUGGCGCUGCACGUGCGCGGCCCCAGCGACGCCACGUGGCGCGCGCUGGAGAGCGCCCGCAGCGCGUGCGCCGCGCCCGCCGCCCGCGCCGCCCGCGCGCCGCCCUCCCCGCGGGCCGUGCCGCAGCUCGCCGCCGCGCUGUACCCCGCGCGCGAACACUACUUCGCGCACGAGCUGCGGCUCGCCCCGGGCCAGUAGGCGGCGGUGAGCCGUCCCGAGAUUACCGAACCGAACCAGGAAACUAUACCAAAAAAUGUUCGCCGACCUCGAGACAAAAAAUAUUUACGAAUUAUCAUAUCCCCGACAGAUGUAGAUAGAUACGUUUAAUAGUUUUCUAUUUAAGAGUAAGACGGAGUUGAUCCAUUUGAAUAGUGUAUAAGAGAGAAAUUUGUAUUAAAGUGGCGGGAGGAUUUUUAAAGGAAUGGGGAUGUUCGAUGAUCGAUUGUUAUGCUCAAAAUAAAACAAAAAAUGAGUAAAAUAGUGAUGUGACUAGACAUAUAUUUUAAAGAUUAUAUUUUUAUCUACGUACCUUAAUUAUCUUAAAAAUAGAAAAAAAAACUGUAUUAGACAAUUAAAUAUUAUUCGAAUAAAUGUUUGUAAA